Molecule: messenger RNA, 864 nt
Organism: Thyridium curvatum
Lineage: Eukaryota; Fungi; Ascomycota; Sordariomycetes; Thyridiales; Thyridiaceae
Exons: 2
Coding region: 1-864 (287 amino acids)
Source: RefSeq, a predicted model, not a curated record
AUGGACAUCGCGUCGUUGACGACCGUGUUCACUCCUGCGGCCUCGUGCAUCUCCAACAUCUACCUCUUUGAGAACGCAUCGUACACAUGCGUCGGCGGCAAGAAGACAGUCCCCUGUGGAGAAUAUCAUCUGGGCCCGACGACGCCCUCGACGGCCUGUCUGCCGACAGGAUGGUCCCCCGCUACUGACGCCUAUUUCUCGCCCGGCAUCCACUGUCCGUCGGGCUACACGACUGCGUGCUCCAACGUCAUCACCGUAGGCAUCGUGACGGAGACGAGGGCGACGUGUUGCCCCAGCUCCUACAACUGUCAAACCGCGAGCAACCUACCAUUCUACUCGUCAGAAGUCUGCUCCUUCGCCAACCCCGUCUGGAACACCUUUGUCUACACCUCGAGCGUCUUUGGUGGCGACUUUGUCACCUCGAGCCAGACGGCCAACGGCAUCAACGCGUACGGCAUCAAGCUCCGCUGGCAGUCGAGCGACAUCGCGACUGCAACGCCCACGACGACGCCCGAGAUAACGCCAGAAGCGGUGCCCGGUUCCUCUCAAAGGCUCGCUUCAUCGAUGCCAACAGGUCUGACUCGAGGCGGCUCGACGGGGCUUUCUGCUGGCGCCAAGGCGGGGAUCGGCGUAGGGGCGGCGGCGGCCGUGGUCUUUUUGUUGGCAGGCGCUCUGCUUCUCUGGCGGCGUCUCCGGAGACAAAGGUCAGGACAGGGACAUGCCUCUGAGAAAGAUGCCACGUCACGUCCUCACGAGGUGGAUGGGGAGUCUGCAUGGAAGGCGGAGCUUCAUGUGCCGCCACCGUACGCCUCGAAACCACACAUGGAACCGGUGGAACUGGCUGCCGAGCACGUGAAGAGGUGA